AUGGCAGAUCUGACACCAACACAUAUCAGCUGGCAGCCAUCAGUAAAUGCAAGCACACACCAUACUGACAGAUACUCCAACACUGAGUUGACUGUGAGGCGAGGACAAGCCUUCACUAUUACUCUGUACUUCAACAGACCAAAGCAGAAUGGGGAGAGCCUAGCAUUUGUCACUGAAAUAGGACCAUCCCCCUCAGAAUCUCAUCAUACAAAGGCUGUAUUUAACCUCUCUGAGGUGGGGGCAAGUGGCUGGAGUGCUGUCCAAGGAGCCAGUGAGGCUGGUUAUAUGAACUUUACAAUAUCCAGCCCAGCCAAUGCUGUCAUUGGACGAUACAAUCUCAUCCUCCAGGUAACCUUGGGGAACAAGAUCUUCUCCAGAUUUCUGGGGCAGUUUGUGUUACUCUUCAACCCUUGGUGCCCAGGCGAUGAUGUCUACAUGGAUAACGAAAAUGAGAGACAAGAAUACGUCCUAAAUGAAAAUGGAAUAAUCUUCGUGGGUAAUGCAAAGUACAUUGAAGCAAGAGGAUGGUACUAUGGGCAGUUUCAAGAUCAUCUUCUAAAUAUCUGCCUCACCAUGCUUGAUCUGAGCCUGUACUAUCGUCAGGACCCAGCCAUUGAUGUAUCCCGAAGAGGAGAUCCUAAAUAUGUAGGCCGAGUAAUCAGUUCUAUGAUCAAUGGAAAUGAUAAUGAUAAUGGAGUUCUCCUGGGAAAGUGGCAAGGAAGUUUCCAUUCAGAUGAAAAUCCAUCCAGAUGGGAUGGUAGCGUGGUAAUCCUCCAGAAAUGGCGUCAGGACAACUACAAGCCUGUUCAGUACGGCCAGUGUUGGGUUUUUGCAGGCGUGAUGUGUACAGUUCUAAGGUGCUUGGGGAUUCCUACUCGUUUGGUUUCAAAUUUUAACUCUGCCCAUGAUGUGGAUAGAAACCUGAGUAUUGAUAAGUACUAUGACAGCUCUGGAAAGAGUCUUAAUAUCGGCAAGGAUUCCACAUGGGAUUAUCAUGUCUGGAACGAAAGCUGGUUCAUUCGCCCAGACCUGGGAACAUCAUACAAUGGGUGGCAGGUUUUGGAUGCGACUCCACAAGAACAAAGUAAAGGAUUAUUUCAGUGUGGCCCUGCAUCUGUGAUAGCCAUCAAAGAAGGUGAUGUAGACUUGGAUUAUGACACCUUAUUUGUGUAUACGGAGGUGAAUGCUGAUUGCAACAGAUGGAUUGUAUACAAGGAUGGAACUAAGAAAAGAGUUUAUUGUGAUACCGAAAUAAUUGGCAGGUUUAUCAGCACCAAAGCUGUGGGCAGCAAUUCCCGUGUGGAUGUCACCUAUAGUUACAAAUAUCCAGAAGGUUCUUCUGAGGAAAGACGAGUUUAUAGAAAGGCCUUGGCCAAGGUAUUUGGACCAAACAUCACAGAAGGACACACAGAAUCUCCAGAUGAAAGGCCCUCAGAGAAUAUUAGAAACCCUGGGAUCUCUGGGAAAUUCAAGCUGGCUGAACCUCCAGUAUUUGGCAAAGACAUUACCCUGAUCUUAAUUCUCAGUAACCUAUCUUUUGACCACAAGACCGUGAAGGUGGACAUGAAUGCGUCAGCCAUCCUGUACACAAGAAGAGCAGUGGCAGAGAUCCUGAAGGCAACCACUUCUGUGGAUCUUGGUUCUAAACAAGGGAAACAUAUCCGAUUAAAGAUCCCUUAUUCUUAUUAUGGAAAAUAUCUGACUACCGACAAAAGGAUUCAAGUUACUGCUUUGUGUGAAGUCAUCCACAUGCAUGGGGUAAAGUUGCUGGUGGAGAAGACAAUCAUUUUAGAGGACACAAACAUCAUCAUUAAGAUUCCUCGGCGGGUCGUAGUGAACAAAGCUGUUUCUCUAGAGAUCUCAUAUGCCAAUCCCCUUCCUGAACCUGUGAACCGCUGUGUACUACUAGUGACUUUGAUGAAUCAACAGGUCAAGAUACAUCUGGCACCACUGGCACCAAGAGAGAGAUCAAAAAUUUAUUUUGAGUUCACCCCUCGCAGGACUGGUCCCUUACAGCUGCAAGUAGACUUCUCCUGUGACAAAUUUUCACAUGUCAAGGGAUUUGUAACCAUUGCAGUAGCAUCUGCAUAA
Nestor notabilis (Kea) is the source of this 2091-nucleotide messenger RNA. RefSeq names its product protein-glutamine gamma-glutamyltransferase 6-like. Gene Ontology annotation, molecular function: protein-glutamine gamma-glutamyltransferase activity. Gene Ontology annotation, biological process: peptide cross-linking. The record is from RefSeq and is a predicted model, not a curated record. The transcript is spliced from 13 exons. The coding region runs from base 1 to 2091 and encodes 696 amino acids. Lineage: Eukaryota; Metazoa; Chordata; Aves; Psittaciformes; Psittacidae.